Messenger RNA from Podarcis lilfordi (Lilford's wall lizard), 30947 nucleotides. The record is from the annotation of a GenBank genome assembly. NCBI's taxonomy places the organism in Eukaryota, Metazoa, Chordata, Lepidosauria, Squamata, Lacertidae.
AUGGUGGGUCUCUGCAGCGCGACAGAGACGCACCCCUUCCCGCCGCCUCUUGCAACUUUCCGCCGAGCCGCGUUGUUUGGCAACGGGCACGACUCCCCACCAAUAGGAGCGCUCCGGCCGCCCAGCGUUCCACGGUUGCCUGGCAACCCUGGCCCGGGGACGUUCCACGGUUGCAGAGGCGGCUCCGCGCUGGGGCGCAGCGGAGGUAUGCGCGGCGCGGCCUCGGGGCCACGGGUGAGUCCUGAUCGCCCGGCUGGGCAGUAAUGCAGAGCCCCGAGCUGUCGUGAGUGACCCUCGGACAGAACCCGGAGCUCCCACCCGGCCCACACUUCCUCCUAAGGAGGAGCCCCGCAGGCAGAAACUUUUACUCCACUCCAUCGCGCAGGAGGAAAGAGCGAGACUCCCGCCCCAUCGCCCCCAUAAAGUUGAAAACACUAGUUCGUUGGGGAGCCCGGUUUAUACUUUUGCACAGAAGCCAUUUGACGGGGCUUUGCAAUAAGAACAUCGGAAGAGCUCUGCCAGCAACUUCAUUUCCUAGGAUUCUUUGGCAGCCUUCUUAAAGCUGCACGAUAUGGAGCCUUGUUUUAAACACCCGACUUUACUGAUAAUUUUAAUGUCUUAUUUCAUGUAGAGGUAUCAAUGAUUAAGCAGUACAUAAAUCCUGGUCAAUAAAAUAAAAAUAAACAAACCUGUCCCCCAGCACCUGGACGUUGGGUUUCUUUGCAGGGCCAAGGGAGCCUCCUUGCCCCUGUGGGCCCAGAUUCUUUGCCUUUUGUCCCCUUCCUAGGAGUGAUAAUAAUGUCUUCCGUUCCCGAGAGACCAGGACCUUGGGCGAAGGAUCAUUGUGAUUACCUGCUAGAUUCUAUUGAUGCUCAACUCAGCCAGCUCCAGGUAAGUAAGUAGGGAAUGGAUGGGCUUUUCUGGAGUUGUUUGUUGGGCAACGCUGGGUUUAUACAGCCCUGACUAAAAGAUACCCUGGAUUGCGAAGGGAGACUUUUCCAGGGUGAGACCUAUUAUCCAUGGCAGUCCUGGUGCUGUCCUGCUGUCCCGUGCACUUAGCUCAGUGGGUAGAGCAUCCACUUUGCUUGCAGAAGGUCCCAGCUUCAAUCCCUGGCUUCUCCAAGUAGGACUGGGAAUGUCCCUUUGCCUGAAAUCCUGGAGAGCUGCUGCCAGUCAGUGUAGACAGCAUUGAGCUAGAUGGACCAGCUGGUCUGACUCCAUAUUAGACCACCUUCUAUGAUGGCGAGGGGCCAUUGCUCAGUGGUAAGCAUCUGCUUUGCAUGCAGAAGGUCUCAGGUUCAAUCCCUGGCUGGGAAUAACCCUGGUCUGAAACCCUGGAGAGCUGCUGCCAGUCAGUGCAGACAACACUCAACAAGAUGGGCCGGUGGUCUCACACAGCAUAAAGCAUCUUCUUGCAUCGCUCCCUAUCCAAGACCAACAAAGGAAAUGUGUUUUUUCAUCUCCACCCCUAUGUUCAGGAACCCAGCGGAAUAAUCAAGGGCAGCAGUGACAGUGGGAAGGCUUCUCUCAAGAAAACUGCGGGCACUAAUGCCACAGCAGGUAAGACCUACCCUCUCCGCAGGCUGACCUUUAACCAUGUCCCAAGCCUCUUUUCCUCAGUCUUCCCUUCUGCAAACUGGGCACAAUUUACUUAUUGGUCUGCAUGUCUUAGAUGUAAGACUUAAGCCAGGGAGAGACCUGGUCACAAAUCCCCAUUCAGUGAUGAAGGCCAGCUUCCUUUCAGUCUAGUCUACGUCGCAUGGUUAGUUUGAGGAUAAAAUAGGAAAACCUUAUGAUUCACCAACUUCAGCUCUUGGGAGGAAGGGUGUGGGGUGGGAGGACAGUGUAUACGUAAGUAGUCUGGCCUGUGUCGGACAUUCAAAUUUGGAAAAUAAUCCAUUGGAACGCUAAAAUAAUCUACAUUGGAGGGAGGAGAAAAACCCCAUCACGUUGGAUUUUUCUGCUGCCAGGCCAGACAACAACACUGGUAGCUUGGAUCGGUGCCUUCUUCUGCCUCCCUGCUGCAAAGAGUUUCUGCAUCAGACAGAAUUGCCUUUCCUGACGAAGAUAAUCAUACCCUUUGAAUGAAGCAUUGUGCAUCAAUAAAUGGACGUUUCAUUUGUGGUCCUGAAUCUGUGGGGUUUUGGUCACUGGCUGUGCUCUGCUCCUUCGCCCGCUGGGCAAAUCUGAACCCAGGUUAGAUCGCCAAGUAAAUGAGCUCCAUCCAUCCUGUGGCCCUGGCAAGAUUUCCUGCCAGAUUGGAAACUUGCCUCCUUGCUAGCGCAGGUGCGCCAUCGUUGGGAGAGAUUUCGCAGGUAUGAAUUCUGAUCCAGGAGGAAGCUCACUGCUCUCUUCGUUUGCUUUCUCCUCCGUGCAGAUCUGGACGGAUGCUCUGGGGUCAGGGACAGAGAGGCCUCUCCGGGGGAAGACCCGUCCUCUUGGGAAGAGGAUUAUGCCUGGUGGCCGGUGCGUUUCCUCGACUUGGGGGCCGCCCUAGGAGACAGGAGCAGAUCGGACUCGGUUUGCACGGAAGACUUUGCGGCCAAGUUUAACGAGGUCCUGGUGGAUCCCCUGCCCGGCUCUGAAGAAGAGAACAGUGCCUUGGCUCUUGACUCGGGGUCUCUAAAACACGCUACUCGCGAUCCAGUUAAUACUUCUUCGCCUUUCGCGGACUAUGAAGCAGCCUCGGAUUGUCUCUCGGUAGAUUCAGCAAGAAAGCAAGGAAUCGCCCAGUUGCCUAAGGGAGGGUCUGAGAAGGAAUGGGACCAGGAGGAGGAGUUGGCUGGCAGUUCGAGAGAUGCUCCACCGUUGUGUAUUCCGCGCAGAAUUAAGAGCGCAGAGUCUCUAGGAGAGCAGAUCUCAUGGCUUAGUCAGAAGUGGUCCACGGAUGAGACAUGGAAGACAAGGGGCCUGAGCUCUGGGGAGGGGUCUCUGGGCUCGGAGAUCUCUCCGCGAAGCAUCUUCCUGGGGCCACAGCAGGAGCAAAGAGGUUCAGAGGACUCUUUUGAGUGGGUUCAGGAUGCUCACGAAAAUACAGAGAGCCCGUUGCUCCUUGAAGAUUUGAGGCCUUCCCAGCUGCUCCCAGCAUCUAACGUAAAAACUGUUUUGGAUGGUGGGUCCCCAUCUGUGGGGACAGCAGGAAGCGGCCACCCCGUGGAGCGGUCCAGCUGCCCAAGGGGUUCGUUGGAUGUGGCCUGCCCGUGCACCAUCAGAGCAUCUUUGGUACCCUCUAAUGAAGAGGAUGGAGGUGGAUCAAAAACCCCUUUGUGUCUUUAUCCACAGGGAGCCUGGGACUCUGGUAAAACACAGAGGCUGGCUCUGUCAAGGAUCGGCUUGGACAGUGGUGCCACUCGGGCUACUGUGUAUUCCCAUAAGGCUCCAGGCUCAGCCAAUGAUGGCUGUAUGGGAUGCAGGAAGGAAUGGAUCAUGGAUGCCCAUUGCACAGAUGGGCACAAUGAGGCUCUGGAAUCAAAGGAGUGUGAGUUGGAGCAGGAUCGUUCCCUUGCAUCAUUUAGGUUAGGGUUGGGGAGCCUGUGUCCCUCCAGAUAUAGUAGGACUCCAAAUCCCAUCAGACCCAACAGCUAGAAUGGUCAGGAAUGAUGGGAGUUGUAGUCCAACAACACCUGGCUGGCCAGGUAUUCCUCAGCCCUGAUUUGUGUGUGUGUUUUAAGGGUUCUGCCGUCUUUAUGCAUCCAACUUUUUGGAUCAGGUCACUCUGCCUUUUAACUAAGGGGGAAAACUGAGGCUGAAAGUGUUGGGUGACAUGACCAGCACCACAGAAUGUCUGUUGCAGACGAGGGACUUGAACUCGGGUCCGGCUGCGAUAAGAGCCAACAUUUUCAUGCUCUUUGUGUGCCCAAGAUUUAUGGUUCCAAUGAUGAUUUGAUAAGCUAGCUGCUGUUUUACAGUAAAUCCACAUUAGGGAUUUAUGUCUGUACUCUGGUGGAACGCUCUGCCUCAUGAGACCAAGCCCUGCAGGAUCUGAUUUCUUUCCGCAGGGCCUGUAAGACAGCGUUGUUCUGCCUGGCCUUUGGCUUGGAAUUAACUUGAUCUCCUCUCCCUCUUUCUUUUUUCCUUUUUCCUUCUGUGAUGGAACUCCUACUUGGGGACUUCCCUGGCCUUUUUCUGGCCCACGUAGGACCGGUCUGGAUAGUUAGCCUUGGUGAAGACUUGACGUUUUCAUCCCCCAAAAAGUUUUUGAGUUUCUGCUGAAAUGAGGCUGCAUUUUAAUGUUGUAUUUUAAUCUUGUUUUUAAGUUGUAUUUCAAUCAGUUGUUUUAUAUCUGGUGUUAGCUUCCCUGAGCCUGGUCUUGGCUGGGGAGGGCGGGGUAUAAAUAAAAUUUAUUAUUAUUAUUACUCUGCUGAUGCAAUAUUCCAGAACGGGUUUGGGGUUUUUUGCAGGAGAGAGAAGGUGUGAGGAUGCAUGCCUAAACUUUAGUUUGAGAGUGGAUUGGCAAAGUGACAUUGUCAUCUGGCUCCACUGGCAGUGGUUUGAGCAAAAGAAUCUGCUGUAUUGAUCUUGAAGAGGAAACGUUGGAGUAAAUACAGUACACCUUCUGCUGUGAUGUUUAUAUUCCACCAUUCCUGCAAGCAGCUCUCAAGCUGGCGUAGAUGGCUCAAGCCCCUCCAUUUUAUCCUCACAACAAGCCUGUAGAGUAGGCUGAGGCACAGUGACUGGCCCAAAGUCACCCAGUGGGUUUCGUGGGUGUUUGAAGAUUAUUGAACAUGGGUCUCCCAGGGCCUCAUCCGACACCCUAGCCCAAGAGUGCAGGCUCCACAGCCCUCCACAUCUGGCUGGACUGCAUUUGCCAUCCCUCUGACCAUUAUCCAUACCGGCUAGAGCUGAUGGGAGUUCAGCAACAGCCAGAAGCCCCCAGGGUGCUCACUCAUGCUCUGACCACUGCACUGUACUACUCUGGGUGAAUUAAUCCUCUGAAAAGAGAGAGAGAGCCUCUCUUAGGACUCUCAUGGCCAGGCCACUUUGAAACUUCUCUGACGUUUUUCCUUUUGGUCCUCUCUUUAGGUGGCAGUUUGGGCUCUCAGCACCAUGAUCCUCAGUCUGAGCUGAACCAGGGCUGGAUGGAGCCCUUUCAGGGCAAACGUUUGGCAGGUGAGGUUACUCGGAGCCAGGAAGGGCUGUGUCAGUAUUUGCAUUAGCGGAAAAUGCUGGAUUUAGGGCUGGGGAAUCCAGGGUGGCGCUUUUCCUCUCCCCGUUGUGUCUGAAAACCUGGGAUCAAGUGCUUUUCUUGUCUUCUAAAUAGCCACCAGCCUCAGUGUCAAGAAGAGCCUCUUGCCGCCGCAGCGGGAUUUGCUGAGGUAAAUAUUGAUGAGCCUUGGACUGUUGAGAUAAAGAUGGCCAAAUAUGUCCAUUUUUGGGUCUUUCUCAGUUUUUCCUGCCUCAAGUUCAGUUCUUCCCAAUUCCACAUCUUGUGAACCUGAACUUUCACUUUGUUAAAUUGUUUCUUCUGGAGAAUAAGGCACUAGCCCUCAUGGUGGCGAAAGCCUAUGGGCGAUGCCUGCUGGAAUCACAAAAGGUAGGGAGGUGACUGGAUAAGUUGCUGGCAGCCGAGGACAGGAGGACUUCAGUAUCCCUGCUCCUCCUGUGAGCUAGCAAAACCUUAAUAAAGUAUGCAAAUGUGUGCACAAUUUGCAUGAUUCACGCAGGUCACAGAAUCCGCCUUUUCUCAAUGCAGGAAUUUAAACGGUGUGCUUAAAUAAAGCAUGGAGUAAACAAGUCCUGCCUAUAUAACCUUUCAGGCAAUAGGAAAUAAGGUGGCAUUUAUUAAGCAUCCUUGCAAUGCAUGCUGGCCAGGAAUGUAUGUCCAUCUUAGCUGCUGGGCCCAAAUCCUCCCACCUGGGGUUCUGAGCUCUGGAUAAAUCACACAACAAAUGCUGUGGCCCUUAAUUCUGCUGUCCCUCUCUGGUGUGCUUUCUGGGGGAAGGCAGCAAGGUGAUCACAGUGCUCUUUGCUCUUGUGGUGCAGUGGUUAAGAGCGGUAGACUCGUAAUCUGGGGAACCGGGUUCGCUUCCCCGCUCCUCCACAUGCAGCUGCUGGGUAACCUUGGGCCAGUCACACUUCUCUGAAGUCUUUCAGCCCCACUCACCUCACAGAGUGUUUGUUGUGGGGGAGGAAGGGAAAGGAGAAUGUUAGCCGCUUUGAGGCUCCUUCGGGUAGUGAUAAAGCGGGAUAUCAAAUCCAAACUACUCUUCUUCUUCUUCUUCUUCUCCUCCUCCUCCUCCUCCUCCUUCUCCUGUGGCCUUUCAGGUCCCCCGGUUGCAGUGAUGGAGGCAGCAAAGAGGAAGACGAGGAGUUUGCCAGGUUAUGCAGGGCCAGCGAGUCGUGGAAGUGGGAUGCGAGCAGAGGAUCAGAACCCAGUGGGAAGAGAGCUGAGCUGGGAGGCUACAGAAACCUCGAGGUAACUCCUGGUGGAUGCAGAACAUCACAAAAGUCAGAGGUGGAAGGGGCUCUCUACUGAGGUAUGUGCAGCUGGGAAGGGACAGGUGUGGCGGAAAAUUUGGCUUUGCUGGACAGAUUGGAACAAUAAAUGUUUAUUUUUUCUUUCUUCCCCUGCCAGCAAAUGGUUAAUGAACGGCAGCCUCUGAUUGGCCGUGGUUCCAGGAGGGAGAGUUUAAAAGGAGAGGAUUUGAGGAGAGACAGUUAAGGGAUUAGGAGUUAAGGGAUUAAGAGGGAUGGAAAUGAGGGAGGCAGGUUAGGAGACAGGUUGAGGUAUAAAGAGUGAAUGGGAGAAAGAGUUGGUUCUGGAAAAUCAACUUCCACUCUGAGCAUAUUGUGAAGGACAGAGUGUGGUGUCCUGUAGAAGGAAUAGACUGGAAUUUUACUGGGAGGCAGAGGUUGAGCCAGGAAAAAUAGGAGCUGGAAAGGAACAAGUAGGGACUCAAAUCUAGUCUGGAGGGGAGAAAUUCUUUUAAGGAAAAGAAGAAACUCCCAAACCCAGUGAAGGAAGGGGGUGUGGAGAGCCCUUUGGUCUAUUACUUAAAUUACCUCAGGAGCAGGAUUGUUAAAUGGGGUGGAUAACUGAAAGAACGUGUCACCGUAUAAAGGAACCAAACCUAUCACACAAAAACAGCUGAGGAUGAAUUGACAUGAAAUCGCACUAUGUUCCUGAAGUAACCUAAGUUUAAUCCAUUUUGUGUUGUAUACUAUCUUGCCUUAAAUAAAUCUUUGUUGUUUAUUUAAAGAAGACCUGUCUGAGACUCCAACUUACUAGUUAUCACAAAAGUCCUCUGCAGGAUACUCUGGUCUAGAAUUCUAAAAGGGAAGGAAAAGAAAAAUUUGAAAGAAAUCUCGAUGAAAUUGUUAAAGAAAAGAGUAAAUUAUAAAUAUUUGACGGGUGCACUGAGAUAUAACAAAAUCCCUUAUCGCUGAGAAUAUCCUGAAGGAGUAUCUUUUACAAAUAAAGGAAGAAAACAAAGGUGUCGGGAUCCCAAUGAAGCAGGCAAAUUCUGGAGAAAAUAUGGAAAAGAAUUAGCAGGAGAAAGGGCAUUUGGUUUGGAAGAAGAAGAAUCAACAGAGGUUGAGACGGGAGACAAAUAAAUGAAGAACAAGAUGGUGUUGAAAAUCUUAACUUGGAAUGUAAAUGGACAAUAAUAAAACCAAAAGGAACAAGAUUGAACAUGUGGUUAAAAAAGUUAAAUUUGGAAGUGAUUUGCUUCCAGGAAAUACACGUUUCGAAGAAUCAAAAGGGUUUUGAUUAAUAAAAGAUUGGGAAAGGACUUUGUAGCCUGUGAUGUAACAAAGAAGAGAGGAGUGGUAAUGUAUAUAAAACCCAAACUGGAUCCACAGCAACUAUUUAAAGACGAGCAAGGAAGAAUAUUGAUAACUCAGAUAACAUCACAAGGAGAAAAAAAUAUUGCUAAUAGGUGUGAUGAUAAAAAAUCAAUUUAAGGAACCGCAGAAAGAGGAGGAAGGAAGUCGAGUUUUGAAAUGUUAAAAUGAGGGCGCUGAGUUGGAUAAGACUGCAAAGUACGGACAAAGGUGUGAUCAAAAGAAACCCAACAUUUAGGGCGGGAUUUAUGGGUUUGUUUGCUUUUUGUAGGACAGGCAAACGGGCUUAAAAACAAUAAUGAUAAAAGCCUUUGUUCGACAGGAGUUGGAAUCGGAAGAAGAAAAAUUAUUGCAGAAAAGGGCCCAGAUCCGCGAAGCUGACGUGUCCCUGCAGAGUGUCCUCCAGCAGAAAAAGGUACAGAGCCAAAACUCUAGUGGGAGGGAGUCCCACAGGCAAAGGACGUGGUCUAGCCACUGUACAGCCUGCUCUAAACUACCCUUGACCUGGAGGGGGACGGCAGAGGAGCAGAACCCACGACUUUCCUCCUCUUUCUAGCAUGUCGCUCUGGAGCUGGAGACUUUUCGGGAGGCCCUGGAGAAGAGCCAGAGGGAGGCGAGGAGGCUGCAGCUGAUCAUGGAAGAGAAGCGGAGCCAAGUGGAUGAGGCCAGGUGUGUGGGGCAGGGGUGGCUAGGGCAGGGCCGUAGGUAAUGGGGUCGGGUCUAGCUAGGGUCUCAGACCCGGGUGGGGAACCAUUGACUCCCCAAAACACCUCAGUGAUCACGCAGAGGUGUAAGGAGUCAGCAUCAGCAAGGGACCACGAGGGUCAUCCGGCCUCUGCAAUGCAGGAAUCUUCUUGUUCUUUCAGUUGUUAUGAUUAUCCUGGCCAUUACAGUGGUACCUUGGUUUUCAAAUAUAAUCUGUUCCGGAAGUCUGUUCCAAAACCAAAGCGUUCCAAAACCAAGGGGCACUUUCCCAUAGAAAGUAGUGCAAAACAGAUUAAUCUGUUCCAGACUUUUAAAAACAAUCCCUGAAACAGCAAUUUAACAUGAUUUUUACUAUCUAACGAGACCAUUGAUCCAUAAAAUGAAAGCAAUAAUCAAUGUACUGUACUAUAAAAUAAAUAACACAGUAUUGUAGAUGAUUAAAAUUAAAAAAAAAUAUUACCUGCACUAAUGAUAGUCAUGGGGGGCUUUUAUCCAUUUCCACAGUCAAUCAGUCAACCAAUCAAUCAAUCAAUCAAUCAAUCAGUAGCUGAACUAGGAUCCACAUAGUCGCAAAAACAAAUUAACUGAAAAAGCCUCAAAACAAAAAACGCAAAACAAAUAGCAAAAACAAAAGCACCAAAUAUAAGCUCCAAUUAUCACCUCAGAACACUGCGAUUGGAAAUGGAAGACUUGAACUACUGUGCGGGGGGGAGGGGACACAAAUUAGAAGUGCAACAGGAAACAGGGGGACUCAUAACGGAGCACGUUUGGCUUCUGAAAAGGAAUUCGAAAACCGGAACACCUCCUUCCGGUUUUGCAGCGUUUGGGUUCCAAGUUGUUUGUGAACUAAGCUGUUCGAAAACCCAGGUACCACUGUAUUGAUUUCCUAUGUAGCGAUUUCACAAUAAAAGCCCUAUACGAGACAGUUGCAUCUGUGAAAAUGCAGUGGCACAGAUAUCAAAAUAAGAAAUCAUUAUGGAGGUACUUCAGAAUGCUGAGCCCAGCACCCUUUCCUCCUCUGCUGCUGACCUGAGGCCACAAGGUCCUUCUCCCUCCCCGUCUCUCCUUCCCAUUUCCGUCGCCUGACCUGCUGCUCUCUGUGAUUCAGGGCUGAUCUGUUACUCCUGGAGUACAAGCGGGAAGCCUGCCUGAGGGACCUGCUGGCGCUGGAGCAGGAGCUGAGCGUGCUGAGGAGCCAGAGGAGCCAGCAUGGGGCUGCCCAGGCAGACGUGAGUAGCAAGGGUUGCAAAGCCUUUGGUGGGAUCUCUUCCAUCGGCAUCAAGCAAAGACACAACUCAAGUAUUUGGACUGCCCUUCACAGAAAUCUCAAUAAUAAUAAUAAUAAUAAUAAAUUUUAUUUAUACCCCGCCCUCCCCAGCAUUUUUGGGGGAUGAAAACGUCAAAUCUUCACCAAGGCCAACUAUCCAGACUGGUCCUACCAGCUCCCAUCAGCUCUAGCCGGUAUGGAUAAUGGUCAGAAGGAUGGCAAAUGCAGUCCAGCCAGAUGUGGAGGGCUGUGGAGCCUGCACUCUUGGGCUAGGGUGUCGGAUGAGGCCCUGGGAGACCCAUGUUCAAUAAUCUUCAAACACCCACGAAACCCACUGGGUGACUUUGGGCCAGUCACUGUGCCUCAGCCUACUCUACAGGGUUGUUGUGAGGAUAAAAUGGAGGGGAUUGAGCCAUCUACGCCAGCUUGAGAGCUGCUUGCAGGAAUGGUGGAAUAUAAACAUCACAAGAGAAGGUGUACUGUAUUUACUCCAACGUUUCCUCUUCAAGAUCAAUACAGCAGAUUCUUUUGCUCAAACCACUGCCAGUGGGGCCAGAUGACAAUGUCACUUUGCCAAUCCACUCUCAAACUAAAGUUUAGGCAUGCAUCCUUACACCUUCUCUCCCCUGCAAAAAACCCCAAACCCGUUCUGGAAUAUUGCAUCAGCAGAGUAAUAAUAAUAAAAAAAUUUAUUUAUACCCCGCCCUCCCCAGCCAAGACCGGGCUCAGGGCAGCUAACACUGGUAUAAAAUCAAUUGAUUGAAAUACAACUUGAAAAUAAGAUUAAAAUACAACAUUAAAAUGCAGCCUCAUUUCAGCAGAAACUCAAAAACUCUUUUGGGGAUGAAAGCGUCAAAUCUUCCCCAAGGCCAACUAUCCAGACUGGUCCUACGUGGGCCAGAAAAAAGCCAGGGAAGUCCCCAAAUAGGAGUUCCAUCACAGAAGAAGAGUGAGGGUUAAGAAGCUUUCUUCCAGCUUGAGGGCCGUGCUUCUUCAAGGGCAACUUUCUGGAGGGGGCCUGAUGCCACUGGGGCGGGGCCAAAGGCAAAACUGGGGGGAGCCAUGGCUGUGCCCGUACCUGUUCCGCAGUGUGCGGCAGCCAUGCAGACGUUUCUGCGCAUGCCAUUCUCAAUGCAAGCAAACAAGAGCAUCGUUGGUACACUUGCCCGUUUGGUACACUUGCCAGGGUGUUGGUACACUUGCCAGUGUGGUGUAGUGGUUAAGAGCGGUAGACUCGUAAUCUGGUGAACCGGGUUCGAUUACCCACUCCUCCACAUGCAGCUGCUGGGUGACCUUGGGCUAGUCAGCCCCACUCACCUCACAGAGUGUUUGUUGUGGGGGAGGAAGGGAAAGGAGAAUGUUAGCCGCUUUGAGACUCCUUCGGGUAGUGAUAAAGCGGGAUAUCAAAUCCAAACUCUUCUUCUUCUUCCUGCUGCUGUAAUGCUCCUUCAGCAGGGAGUGUUUUCCAUCUUCCUCUUCUUCUUUGGUGAUCACUCGUAGCCGAGUAAGAUUGUCUUGCAUAAACACGGUUUUAACAGUGAGUCCAUAAGUGACUGUGGAGGCCUAUUCUGGAUCCACAUGUCCUUCCACAGUGGGGACAUAGGUUUCCGGGCAGGAGUUGAUCACGUUGUGGAUUUGCCAAGCAUGCCUUCCUCUUAGCAGGUUUCUCCCUUGCGUCCUGAGUUCAAGUGUCUUCAAAGCCCAUGACACCUUUGGUAAAGGCUGCUCUCCAACUGGAGCGCUCGCAGGCCAGUGUUUCCCAGUUGUUGGUGUUUAUACUACAUUUUUCUAGAUUUUCCUUGAGAGAGUCUUUGAACCUCUGUUGUCGACCACCCACAUUACGCUUACCAUUUUAAAGUUCUGAGUAGCAUAGUUGGUUCAGAAGACGAUAAUCAGGCAUCCGCACAACAUGAACAGUCCAACGAAGUUGAGGUUGGAGAAUCAUUGCUUCGACACCCGGUGUGUGUUCCAUAAGCCCAGUUUCACCAGUGAGAAAGCCGUCUCCUGCAUUGCCACAAGCUGACAACCAUCAGGCUGUGGGAAGGCUGGCCGGUUUGUGGACCUGAAUGCUGAAUUCAGCAGGCAACGGGCCUCUUGAACUCCUGCUGUCUCCUCCAACAGGUGUCUCGGUUAGCCGCUGAGAGGGAAGAGCUGAAGUUCCAGGUGAGCCAACUGGAAGGCAAGCUGUCUUCCUUGAAGCAUCAGCUGAAGUCCUCCAGAGUAGAGCUGGCCUCUGUGAAGGAAACCUCAGGGGAUGGAGCAGGACCACUGCAGGAGGUAGGAAUGCUAGGCAGACUCUGGGCUCAUGCCACUGGACCUUGGCAGCCAUCUUUGAGGCCCAGUCACCAGGGUUGCUAAGCUAGGUUUGCCAUACGUUGGAAUUUCCCAGGCAUAUUCAGAAUAUCCAGUCGGAAGCAGUAUUUCCAGGCGGAAAUCGCAAAAAUGUCCGGUGAAAUCUGGAGGUAUGGAAACCUAUGUGGGACAUGUCGUUUUGGGCAAUUUUCCUUAAAAAUAGCCCAAAACAAAAUGGUCGCAACAGGAGCGGGAAACCUGAUUUUUUUAAAAAGAACUUGUAUUAAAUUUAAGUAAUUUGGUUUGAUUUGUAAUAAUUUGGAAAACUAAUAAAAAUAAAUUGAAGAAAAAUUAGCUCAAAGACUUUGAGCUUUUUUUGGCAAAGCUGUUGAGCUUUUCUUUUCGGGGGGAGGGGGACUAUUUUGAGCUAUUUUAAGGGAAAUUUGCCCAAAAAAAUCAACACUUCUGACAUGGGUUGCCAUACAAACGGGUUUUCCCAGGCAUUUUUUGCGGUUUUCAGAAAUUCCUCCCGGACGCUAUUUCCAACGGACAAAUCCUGGAUAUAUCUGGGAAAUCCCGGGCGUACGGCAGCCCUGUGGUUGGCUGUGCAUCCGGGGAAGGGCGGCAGCUGCGUAAAUUCCCCCCAGAUCUUACCUGCCACGUGUCAAUCUUCCCAGGGGUCUUCUGCACCAGCUUUGCAGCCUGCUCACACCAAGAAAGGCCACUGUUGUGUGACUUCCUCCAAGCACAGGUUGCUCCAGGGGCCAGCGAGGCCGGCGUGCGGCGGGUGCAGGGGCUGGAGCGGAGGAUCUCGGCUCUGCAGGCAAGCCUCGGGGAGAAGGAGCAGGAGCUCUCGAAGCUGCGCCAGACUGUCUCUGCCCUGGAGGCUGAAAAGGUGUCUUGGAGCAUCGCUGCGGAGAGCCUGGCAGAAGAGCUCAAGAAGCAGCUGGACUUGUUGCGGCAACAGAAGGUGGCUUUUUUUUGCGGGGCGGGAUUUGCAACUGUGUGCGUGGCGACUUUGUCGCUCGGUCGAACUAAGGAACUCCCUGCUGCAGGGGUAGGGGUGGCCCCAACUGGGGUGGCUUUAAAAAAAGGAUCGGACUAAUUCAAGGAGAAGAGGUCAAUCGAUGGCUACUAGCCACAAUGGCUGCGCUUUGACCCCAUGGCCAGAGGCAGCAAUGCUUCUGAAUGCCAGUGGCUGGAAGCUGCAGGAGGGAAGAGGGCUCUUGUGCUCAGGUCCAGCUUGUGUGUUUCCCAGAAGAUGCAUCUGAUUGGCCGCUGUGAGAUGAGGAUGCUGGACUAGAUGGGCCAUUGGUCUGAUGCAGCUGCCAGGCUCCUUUUUGGUUCUAAUGUACAGUGGUACCUUGGUUCUCAAACUCAAUCCGUUCCGGAAGUCCGUUUCAAAACCAAAGCAUUCCAAAACCAAGGCGCGCUUUGCCAUAGAAAGCAAUGCAAAACGGAUUAAUCCGAACCUGAUCCAAAACACCCACCCACCCCACUCACAUAUGAAAACAAAGAUCACCACAGCCAACCACAAAUGAACAACCACACCCUAGGCCAACCCCAACCUCUCUCAUCUCCAAAGGAACACAAGUGAACAGCAGAGAACCUGCACAAGCAACGCUGACACCAAACUCUACAUAUAGUAAGUAAAAUAGAAACAUCGCCACCCGACCCCACCCCCACCCAUCUUCCCCCCCGCUCUACCUCUUUCUCCCUUUUCUUCCUAAUGUCUCAACAAAUGAAACUGAUUUGUAAAAAUGUUACAUGGUAAAAAUACAAGAGAGAGACAUUACACAUACUUUUGUAAAUCAAGAAAAUCUUUAAUAAAAAUACAUUAAAAAACAAACAAACAGAUUAAUCCAUUCCAGACUUUUAAAAACAACCCCUAAAACAGCAAUUUAACAUGAAUUUCACUAUCUAACGAGACCAUUGGUCUAUAAAAUGAAAGCAAUGAUCAACGUACUGUGCUAUAAAAUAAAUAAGACAGUAUUGUACAUGAUAAAAAUUAAAAUUAUUAUUUUCUUACUUGCACUGAUGAUAGUUGUUGUUUGGAUGGGGGGCUUUUAUCCAUUUCCGCAGUCACACAAUCAAUCAGUAUCUGAACUGGGUUCCACACAGUCACACAAAAAAAGAAAUGAAACGAAAACGCCUCAAAAACACAAAAUAAAUAGCAAAACCAAAGCGCCAAACUUAAUCUGUUCCGGAAGUCGGUUUGACUUCUGAAAUGUUCGAAAACCAAGGCGCAGCUUCUGAUUGGCGCAGGUUCCCCGGAAACAUAGCUGACAGCCGCAUCGGAUGUUCGGCUUCCGAAAAACGUUUGAAAACUGGAACACUUGCUUCCGGGUUUUCGGCAUUUGAGAGCCAAGGCGUUUGAGACCCAAGGUACCACUGUAGAUGCAAAAGGGCGGUGUCAGGGAACUGACAUCAGAGCGGGAGGCGAAGGGGAGGCUCCUAGAUGAUGCUGGAGAAGGACCCAGCAGUAGGGGGAGAAGCAGCUCAGUGGAGGGGGAAGCAUUUAAGCGCAACACCAGGAACAAAAGUGGGCAGAUGGGGAAAUCGGAGAGAGGGCUCACGGACUCUUCACUGGAACUCAGUGAGGAGGGGACAGGUCCUCCGCUACCUACGCCCUCCCUGCGCAGAAGGCUCCCGCGCAGUGAGAGGAGGAGGAGACUGGGUGUCAAACAACUCUUAUGUUGGAAGAGAUUCAAGAAACGCCCACUGACGGAUUCUGCUAGUGACUGAGACAGUCAUGAUGAGAAAGGGCUGUGCAGUCAGAAAGGUUUAACAAGGCAAAUUAGCCUAGAGAGGCACCAGUUUACGCACGAGUAACUCAUACUCAUCACAGGCGGUACCACCACAUGUGUGUUAGGGAACCCCUCACUAGACAGCUGUGAAGACAUCUUUUCUGCCCACCUGCAGGAAGAAGAACUUACUCAGCUGCAGGAAGAGCUGGAGGGCAAAAAGCAGCAGGCCCUGCGAGAGGUAGGCAUGGCAGCUCCCCUUGGCAACAUCCCCGCGAGAAUUCCCCUUUCUCGAGCCCCACUGCAUGGAGGAAACGGGCUUAGCUUCACUGCCUUAGCUGUAAUUUGGGUUUGGUGUGGUUCGUGGCUGCAACCAUGAAACCCAAAUCCUGCCUUUGGAUUAAGCCGUUUUAAUUGUUAUUUUAUUUAACACAGGUUGUAAAUAGCACUUGGUUUAUUAAAAAAAACAAAAAACCAUUAAAAUUCUCCACAAAUUACAAAGUUAAAAACAGACAUUUAAGCAUUUUGAAAUAUAAUUAAAACCAGCAGCUGCCUGUUUGUAUUGUGCAACAUCUUUGGUAUCGCCAGGAGGUGUUUGGGGGCGGUUCAUUGUAGGCUGAGAGUCGUGCCCAGAGUUUUUCUCUACAGUCCUUAGAGCUAGGAAGUUGCUUUUGCUUCUUAUUUUCUGCAAAAAAUAAAUUUGGCUUCCCCACCCCCUGGUAAGUUGUGGGCGAACAUAUCAGACGACACAGCGAUUCUUCCAAAGCAGCUCUUUAUUUGUAAGCUGGAACAGAACUGAACUGAGGAGCUCAGUCAGCCUGCUUAUAUAGAGCUCCAGAACAACGUAACUGUUGCAACUUUCUAAAACUAUCCAAUCACUGAACGUCACUUUCGAUCCUUCAUUUGCAUAACUAUCUACAGUAUCCUCCUGCUGGCCCAGGGUGAGAACUUCAGUACAUAACACCCCCCAAGUGCCAAAUGCUGCAUACAGCAUGAAUUUGCUGGCCCCACUACUGCCUUUGCUAACCAUCUUUUUGUGGGUGCUGCUGGGGGGAAGAGCAGGGCAUCUGUUGGACUUGUUCCAUAUUUGCCAUUGGGUCCCCGGAGCACAGAUUCACACAAAGUGGCAAUCAACCUUGCGGGAUUCAAAAGGAUUUAUUUGAAAUGCAUAUGCAGGACAAAGGCACAGCGCGAUAAGCUGGCAAUCUGCACACCCAGUUCUGAGCGUGCCAGCUUUUUAUACCCCUUAGAAUGCAUAGACACAUGUUCACAUGUAUAUAAUAAGAUAUAGUUUUGUUUCUUGUGUUACCUUCCUCCUUUUCAGUUCGCCUCCUCCUUUUCAGCCUCCCUCUGGGGUUACAAUAACACCCAUUCAACCUUGCUCUUAUCUCUACCCUCCUAGGCCAGACAUUCCAGAGAGAGAGGCCCAUUUUCACUGUAACAUCUAAGCAAGAAGAAAAAGCCUUGUUCUUCUGGCUGGUGUAAAAACCUCCCUCCUCCCUUUAAGGAAGGUGAUUUGGGGAUAAUAUAUGAGAGAGGGGAAAAUGCCUCAAACAGUUUUUGGGAUCAUAUAUAGAACAAUAUUCUAAUGGCCCUUCACAUCUGCUUGGCUUGCAGAAGGUUCCAGGUUCCAUUCCUGGCAGUUUCCCCUGUCCAAAACCCUGGAGAGCUGCUGCUGGUCAGUGUAGACAGCACUGGACUAGACAGGCUAAUGGUCUGACUCAGUGUAAGGCAGCUUCUGAUUUUAAUCAUCCCUUUAAUUCAGAACUUUGAGGACUGGGAACUUAUUUUAUUUUGAAGGAAGGGCUGUAGCCCAGUGACAGAGUACCUGCUUUGCAUGCAGAAGGUCCCGGGUUCGAUAUCCAGCAUAUUCAGGGAAGAUUGGGAAAGACUCUCUGCCUGAAAAUCUAGAGAGUGGCUGGCAGCCAGUGUAGGCACUACUGAGUUAAUUGGAUUAAUGGUUUGACUCAGUAUAAACCCCCAUCGUUAAGCCAGCUCCGAGGGCCUUCUGGCGGUUCCCUCACUGUGAGAAGUUACAGGAAACCAGGCAGAGGGCCUUCUCAGUAGUGGCACCCUCCCAUCAGAUAUCAAGGAGAUAAACAACUACCUGACUUUUAGAAGACAUCUGAAGGCAACCCUGUUUAGGGAAGUUUUAAAUGUUUGAUGUUGUAUUUUGUUUUAAUUUGUUGGAAGCCACCCAGAGUGGCAUAUUUUUAUUAUUAUUUCUCGUUGUUGUUGUUGUUUUGGAUCUGAUUUCUUUCCGCAGGGCCUGUAAGACAGAGUUGUUCCGCCUGGCCUUUGGCUUGGAAUUAACUUGAUCCCCUCCCCCUUUUUUCCUUUCUCCUUCUGUGAUGGAACUCCUAUUUGGGGACUUCCCUGGCUUUUUUCUGGCCCACGUAGGACCAGUCUGGAUAGUUAGCCUUGGUGAAGACUUGACGUUUUCAUCCCCCCAAAAGUUUUUGAUUUGAGUUUCUACUGAAAUGAGCCUGCAUUUUAAUGUUGUAUUUUACUCUUGUUUUUAAAGUUGUAUUUCAAUCAAUUGUUUUUAUAUCUGGUGUUAGCCACCCUGGGGAGGGCAGGGUAUAAAUAUUAUAUUAUUAUUAUUAUUAUUAUUAUUAUUAUUUAUUAUUAUUAUUUGCAGUGGCUCUUUGAGUGACCAAAAGCAGUGUGAAAUGUGGCAUGUUCUAACUGAUUUCCCCCUUUCUCUCUCUCUUAGCUUGCAGAGAGCCUGAAGCAGGCAAAAGCCAGAGCCCUCCAGGAGCAAGCGGCCAAAUUUCAGAAAGAAGCAGAAGACCUUCGCAAGACCAUAAAGGUGGCUAUUACCCACGAUGCCUUGAGGCAUGGGCUGCUGCUGGGCUGCUCUUGCGCUAGCAAUAACAUUUGUAUCCCAACCUUUUUCCCUCAAGGGGUUAAUUUGGAAGUUUGGUGGGGUGUCUUCCCUUUUAACCCCACACCAUAAGCCUGACUUGGUCCAAACUGGAUUCUUGGGUUCUUAAGGCAGGGGUGGAGAACUGCAGGCCCAGAGACCCAAUGUGGCCCCUCACACCUAUUCAUCUGGCCCUCAGGUCAAGCCAUCUGGCCCCGCCCACUUUUGCUCUGGCCCCGCCUACCACUCACAAGCAGCACCCAGAAGAUUGCUCACAUGGCAAUGCGUCUCUCAGGCCGGCAAUGACUUCUCGACCCUGUCCUAAGUUUAACCGCCGUUCUGGUUUAAUUCUGUGGGCUUUUCCCGCUCUGAGACCCCACAGCUAAUUCUCCCCUGGCCUCCUCGCUGGCCCAAGUAGGACUAAUUCAGCCAGCUAGUCCUGGUGAUUAUCUAAUGCUUAUUAGAUGGAUUUCCCCUAAAUUGAUUUCUGAACUUUGAAUUUUAUUGUUAUUCAUGUUUUUAUACUGUAUUUAUGCUGCUUUUACAAUUAAGUGUUUUAAAUUUGUUGUUAGCCACCCUGAACCUGGUUUUUGAACCAGGGAGGGCGGGGUAUAAAUAAAAAAUUAUUAUUAUUAUUAUUUUCCGCUUUCUUCCCAGGAGCGAAAUGCUGAAAUUGCCCAGCAGCGGAAAGCUAUGGAACAGCAAGCCAAGGAGCUAAAGCAGGAAGCUCAGGAAAUGGUAGGGGUACAUUAUUAUUAUUAUUAUUAUUAUUAUGCAUUUAUAGCCCAUUCUUCCUCCUUAUGGCAAACAGAUUUUAAAAUAGAAAGGAAGCAAGAACAUUUCAAAACAGUUUGAAACAUUUGAAAAACAACUACAGUUCAAAUAUUCCAAAACAUCUAACGCAUUUCUUAACUGUCUUUUGGGCAAAAAUCCACAUUGUUGAUGGUGAAUAAAGUCCUGCAGUUUAAUGUUUUAGCUUCGAUUUUUUAAAAAAGGGUGCUGAGAGUUGUUAGGAGAGGCCCUCUGUUCCCUUCACAGAACUGCAAUUCCCCAGAGUUCCCUGGGAAGAGGGAGCGAUGGCGAAAACUGCUCUGGGGAUCAUAGCUCUACCCUGUUCUUCUCAGGCUCAGAACUCGCUGCUCCAGGAACGGAAGAGCCGGGAGGCCGAGACGAGGGCUGCCCUCCAGAUGCAGCGCAAGGCCCUGGAGGAGCAGGAGCGGAAGAUGCGGGGGGAACUCCAGGAAGCCCUGGAGAAGGAGAGGAAACUCAGCCUGGCCUUGCGGGAUGAAGCAGCCGACCUCCGCAAGGUAGCUGUUGAGAGAGGAGAGCGAUUCUGUGAUCUCUGUGACACAUAGCUGUCAACUUACAGAUUUGAAAAUAAGGGACCAGCAGCCUCGAAAAUAAGGGAUCAGCAACCAAAAUAAGGGAUUUUGCUUAGCUUAUGCACAUUGGGGCUGCCGUCGUCCUGGUGCGAGGAGUUCCAUCGACCCUUCCCUGCCCGAGAGAGAAGGAGGGAGGGAGAGAGACUCUCGCCCGUGAGCCCGGCAUGAGGUGGUUGCGGUGCAGCCACUGAAGCGCCGCCCUUCUGCGUCCCUCCCCAUCCCCUCCUCUUCCUCCUCCCUCAGGCCGCCUCCGGCUUCCCCUGGCAGCGUGGUGAAAGUCUCGCAAGAGAGGGGCUGCCUGCCUGCCCACCGCCACCUGUCUCCUCACAACGCGCCCCUGAGGGGGAAAAGGGAGAGACGGAGACGCUCGUGCGCGCGCUCUCGCGGCGGAGGACCCCGAGUCACUGCUUCCCUCCCGAGCCGGGCGAGCAUGAAACCUGGGAAAUUUAAGGGAUAUCAUCAAUCCGGGACAGCAGAGGGACACGGCGCUAGGAUAAGAGAGUUUCCCGCCAAAUAAGGGACGGUUGGCAGCUAUGCUGUGACAGCCGCUGGCAGAAGGAAUGGGAUGGAGAGAAAAGGAUGCACAUGGACCAGGCGGGAAGAAACUUUUGCAGUCUUGAGGGGCACAUUCCUUUCUAUGGGAGCUGCAUGCCAGUGGGAGACAGAAGAACAGUACCUUUGUUCUGUAGGCAACGUUGCAGCAGUGCAAAUAUUUUCCCUAUGCACACACAUCGUCAUCCAGGCCACAAAGAGGCGAUAUCAAUUAAAAGUGUAAAAGAGCAUUGGGAAAUAAUUUAUAAUGAAUUGGGGGGAAAAUAUUCAAAAGCACCUUUCCCCAAAAAACAGUCUUUUUUGUUGGGGAUAAUUCAAAUGGAAAUACCCAGGUGUCAAAAAAGGUUAUUUAUAUACGCCACUACGGUGGCCUGUCUUUUGUUAGCCCAAAAAUGGAGGACGGGCAAGGUCCCAACCAAAGAAGAAUGGCAACUUAAACUGUUGGAAUAUGUGCAGCUUGCCGAUCUAACUUAGAGAACAAGAGAACAAGAAGAACAUUCGUUUAAAGAAGAUUGGAAAAUAUUUAUUGAAUAUAUGGGGGAUAAUUGUGUACACUUGAAAACAUUGGCAGCGUUAAGAUAAAUUCAACAGGGUAAAUAAAUUUUGAUGGAAGAAACAAUGGAAUGCUGAAUGGCAGGAAUGGCCAACUUCCAAGAGACUGCAAUCUACUCACACAAUUAAAAACUGGCAGUUUUGGGAGGGUUCAGGUCAAAGCUGUUGAGCUUUUUUAGGGAGGGAAGCCCCAUUUGUGGGGGGGAUCAGGCUGAAGGAAUAGAUAGAAAAAGUUGCUCACCAAGAGAUCGCCUCACAGUGAGAGGUAUCCGUCUUCCGGUAUAGCGUUCUAGAGGGCGGGGCGAAGGGCCUGAUGGAGGACCCAGCAACCGAUCGCGAUCCAACAAAACCUCUCAGGGAUCGACCAGUAGAUCGCAGUUGACCUGUUAGAUAUCCCUGCUGAAUGGUUUAGUUUAUAUAAAAUAUGCAGGGAUUUAGUGCUAUGUAAAAUGAACCAUUUUAGGGCCACAGGUGGCUCUGUGGGUUAAACCACAUAGCCUAGGACUUGCCGAUCAGAAGGUCGGUGGUUUGAAUCCCCGUGACGGUGUGUGUGUGUGUGUGUUUGCGGGGAGUGGAGAGCUGAGAAACCCCUGGUUUGUGCAUGGCCUAAUGUCCAAAGAUAAGAGUCGUUGCUCCGCCCACUUUUUGCCUUCUGCCCCGCCCUCUAGUGGCAUGUGACCCCGGAAGCGUUGUCUACAAAGGGAUACAGCCCUGGGGCUGAUCUCCUUGGGCUGAAGCAGGGCCCCCACCCCUGAGAGGAGAGAAGGAGCAAGUAGGACAGGGAGGUUUGAAUUAAAACAGCUUCUCCUGAUGUGUUUUUUUCUGCCCUAGAGGAUCCAGGUGUUGGAGGGCGAGGCUCGGGAGAAGAAGGGAGCCAUGGAAGACCUCCGGGCUCUGCUGCAAGCAGAGAAGGCAGAAGCCUUGAAGAGGCUGCGAGAAGAGCUGGAGUUGGUGAGCGGGGAAGAAGCACCCCUUCAUGUACUCUGGGAUCCCCUUCCCCCAGAAACAAGAGUUGUAGCUUCAGGAUGUUAUAGGGAAAAACCUGCUCCUUUUCCCUUAUGGGGUAUCCAAGAGCCUGUACAGAGUCCUUAGGAGAAAAUAACAGAGGCCAACCAGAGUAUAUUGAGAAGCAAAGCAGCUAGUAAGCCUGAUCUUUAUUAAACUGUUGCAGCAGGGUCCCCACUCACCACACGCAGGAGGGAGGAGGAACCCAGAACAAUAGUGCACAAGCUGUUAUAUAGACUUUUGAAAUCGCCCACCCUGGUGCCCAAGACCACCUCCCUAAAACAUCCUACAUACAUCACAGAAGGAGGUUGUUCUACAGCAGAAAUGCUGUCUGCCAGGAUACCUGAUAAUGGCCGCUGAUUACAUUACCUGGGCAGCCUGGCCAUUCUUUUGUGAUGGUUAAUACUUUAGUUCUGGGGUCCCAGGUCCCAGGCUCAACCUAUUCAUACACAAAUAUGCCCUUAGGACAGGAUUUGUAAGCAAAAAUACAAUGGGGAGGCUUUUCCAUUUCCUUUCUCCUUGCAGACAAAUAUUUGAGGUCAAUUUCGAAGUGUCAAGCUGGCUUCAGGAUUGCUCCCCUGUACUAUUUCAGACACGUGGUUAAAUACUUAUGUAUGUGUUUGCCUUGUACAUUUAUGAACAUUUAUAUUUGGGACCUUAGAAUUCUUAUAACAGCAACAACAGUUUGGCUUUGCAGUUCCACCUCUCUCCUCCUCAAAACCUCACCUUAGCACAGCCCUGAAGUCCCACAACCUGCUAUGGAAGUGGGAAGCCUAAGGGGAAAGGAGAAUGCAGACCUGGGCUGAUGCCAGGUGUGGCCUGGGAAGCUGCCUUCUACUGAGUCAGACCAGUAGUUCAGUAUUCAGUAUCCAUCUAGUUCAGUAUUGCCUACACUGACUGGCAGCAGCUCUCCAGAAGUUUUGGGCAUGGAGUCUUUUUCCAGCCCUACCUGGAGAUGCCAUUGGAAAUGGAACCUGGGACCUUUUUAGCAUGCAAGGCAAGUGCUCUUCUACUGAACUAUACUGCCCUUAGCCUAAAAAUAAAUCAAGACUCUAGUCCUUAUGGUUCUUUUAAAAGAAGCAGUUGCAUUAAAUAGGAAGUUGGUCCAUCUAGUUCAGUGUUGUUGGCACUGACUGGCAGCAGCUCUCCCACGUUUCUGGCAGGGGACAUUCUCAGCCAUUGGGUACUGAAUCUGGGACCUUGUGUAAGACUGAAUCAGAUAAGUGCUGGAGAUGCAAAGAGGUGGAGGGAACGUUCUUCCAUAUGUGGUGGACUUGUAAAAAGGUAAAAGAGCACUGGGAAAUGAUCCAUAAUGAAUUGAAAAAAAAUGUUUAAAAGUACUUCCCCUCCAAAAAACAGAGUCCUUUUCAUUGGGGAUAAUUCAGACUGAAAUUCCCAGGUGUCAAAAAAGGUUGUUUAUGUAUGCCACGACUGCGGCUUGUGUUUUGUUAGCCCCAAAAUGGAAAAUGAGCGAGGUCCCAACCAAAGAAGAAUGGCAACUUAAGUUGACAGAAUAUGCGCAGCUCGCAGGCUUAACAUAUAGAAUAAGAGAACAAGAAGAACAUACGUUUAGAGAAGAUUGGAAAACGUUUGUGGAAUAUAUGGGAAAUAAUCUCGUACAGCUGAAAACGCUGGCAGCAUUAAGAUAAAUUCAACAGUGUAAAUAAGUUAUGAUGGGUGUAAUAAUGGAGUACUUAAUGGUAUAGUUUCUGUAAAACAUGCAGGGAUUCAAGAUAUGUAAAAUGAUCCAUGGAAAGAGAAGAAGGGAAGUCACUGAUAUCUGGAUGUCAGGGAACUGCCAUCAGUGCCGGAGGGAGACAGCAAGAUCCAGAGGGAUUCCAGAGAGCGUUCCAGGAUUGGGAGAGGCAGCCCAUCUUCUGGGGAAGAGAAUCAGCGUAGCACCAGUGGAGAAGGGGGGCAGACGGGGGAAGCGGCGAGGCGGUCCCAUGACUCCUUGCCGGGGACCAGCGGGGAGAGUAGGGGUCCUCCGUUGCCCACGCCCUCCUUGCGCAGAAGGCUUUUGUGCAGAGAGAGUAGGAGGAGACUAGGCGUCAAAGAGCUUCUUUGCUGGAAGAAGUUUAAGAAACGCCCACUGACGGAUUCUGCCAGCGAUUGAGACAGCCACGGGUGAGUGGCUGUCCGGACAGAAAAGGUUCACUCAGGCAACCCAGCAAGGUGUUUGCACCGGCUUACGCACGAGCAACCCCUAGAACCAUUACACUUAAGGAUGUAAAAAUGAGUACUUUAAAUGGUAAAACAGAAAAUUUAAUAAAACUUAUAUAUAUUAAAAUAAAGAACCUGGGACCUUUUAGCCUUUCCACACUGAUACCAUGUACACUGGUACCUUGGGUUAAGAACUUAAUUCGUUCCGGAGGUCCGUUCUUAACCUGAAACUGUUCUUAACCUGAAGCACCACUUUAGCUAAUGGGGCCUGCCGCUGCCGCUGCGCCGAUUUCUGUUCUCAUCCUGAAGCAAAGUUCUUAACCCGAAGUACUAUUUCUGGGUUAGCGGAGUCUGUAACCUGAAGCAUCUGUAACCUGAAGCGUAUGCAACCCAAGGUACCACUGUAAAUGUUAGCUGUGACAAACCUGGGGUGCAUCAGUGAUCUCUCAUCAAGGCAGCGUGGUUUCUGUCUCUCUCUCUGCCUAGGAAAAGGAAAAGUGGCGAAUGCAGUUGCAGCGGACGGAGGAAGAGCAGCGCCUCCUGCUGGCCGAGCAGCGCGAGACGUCCCAGGCACAGACUGCAAGGGCUGACGACUCUCUGGCCAGGGACGUUGCCUUAGCAUGCCAGAGACUCCGGGACCUGCUACCCCAAAAGGCUGGCCUGGCCCAGACACUGCAAGGGUACAAGUUGGAUCCUGUGGGGAGGAAGCCUGAAUGGCAUUGCUUUUGCAGAAACACGGAACUCUUCCUGGGUUGAAAUUAGUUCUUUAUAUUUUAUCUCGCCUCCACCAGCCCUAGCCACUUUCUAGCUUCCUGCCUUUCAUGGAUUCAUAGAAUGGCAGAGUUGGAAGGGACCCCUGAGGGGCAUCUAGUCCAACCCCCUGCAAUGAGGGAAUCUCAGCCCAUGGUUCCCCCAUCACCUCUGUCUUUGGUUGUUGUUUUUUUAGCUCUGCAACCUGAUUUCAGGGGGUGGGGAGGCUUUGCUUUUAUUUCUCCAAAAUAGCUUCACACCUUCCUGUUGUCUGCAUAUACAGUUUACAGGGUUUUUUGUUUUUUAAAAAAAUAAUUUGUAUUGUUUCUUACAAAUAUAACACAUACUACAACAAAGAAAAAAGAAACAAAAUCACAAAUCUAAACAAAAAAGAAAAUAAAAACAUAACAACAAACACCUAAACAACACAAAUUAAUUGGUUAAUUAAUCUCCUAACCUCAUAAACAUAUUUUUUACUUCCUCUGGCCCCUCCCAUCUGAAUUUCCUUGUAUUUGAAUGUAGCAGUUUUCUAAUAUCAUUAUUAACACACAAUAUUCCAUUUAAAAUCCAUUUUCUUAACUUUUCUUAAAGUUCUAGAUCUCAUUUAUUUAACUAAUUCCUAAUUUAAUCCUAGGCCUAUUUGGUACUUUCAAGUAAUUUCUAAUUUUUAAUAUUACAAUAUUUAUUCAAAUAGUCUUUACAUUUCUUCCACUCUUCUUGGUAUUCCUCUUCUUUCUGGUCGUGGAUUCUUCCAGUAAGGUCAGCCAACUCCAUAUAGUCCAUCAUUUUCAUCUGCCAUUCUUCCACAGUUGGUAAUUCUUGUGUUUUCCGUUUCUUGGCUACUAAAAUUCGAGCAGCAGUUGUGGCAUACAAAAAUAACUUUACAUCUUUCUUGGGUAAUUCAAAACCUAUUAUAUCCCAGUUUUACUUCUGGUCUUUUGGGUGUUUUAAAAAAAAAAGUUGUUUUUUUUAACUACAAUCCUCAUUGACUGGAAUGAGGGCAAACCUCAGGUCCAGGGGGCCAAAUCUGGUUUCGAAGUCCUUAAAAUAUUAUUUGUUGCUAUCAGAGAGUUGGGCAUCUUAUCUAUGGCCCAUGUUUAGCCUGCCCAUCCCCCCCCCCAAGGAGUUCAGGCACACAGUUUCCCCCCCACCCAACAUGUUAUCCUCACAACAACCCUGUGAGGCAGGCCGGGACAGUUGUGUUCUCUCUUUCAGCCAAUGGGCCACGCAGUGAUUUUCACAGCCAGCUGGGGAUGAGUCCAACAGCCCAGUUGCUAAACCAUGGGAGUACCUUGUUUUUCCCCACAGUCUCACAUUGGCCUGUGGCUUUGCAGCCUGUGGUGUAGUGGUUAAGAGCAAUAGACUCGUAAUCUGGGGAACCGGGUUCGCGUCUCCGCUCCUCCACAUGCAGCUGCUGGGUGACCUUGGGCCAGUCACACUUCUCUGAAGUCUCUCAGCCCCACUCGCCUCACAGAGUGUUUGUUGUGGGGGAGGAAGGGAAAGGAGAAUGUUAGUUGCUUUGAGACUCCUUCGGGUAGCGAUAAAGCGGGAUAUCAAAUCCAAAUCCAAACUCCUCUGUUCGUGCGUUGCAUUUACACGGAGGAAGGGAUUGUGUGAAUUUUUUGGGGGGGGGGGGUGACCUGCUAAGUGACUGCGCUUUCCCCCAAAGACCCUGGAAGUCCUGGCCGCUAUCUCAGGCUACCUCUCUUCACCCCCCAAGGAAGCCAGCGCUCCUCUCCUCCAGCCACGCCCUCCGGGCCUUGCAAGAGGUGACGGAGGAAACUCAGCACUACCUCCGAGAACUGAAGCACGAGGCAGAGGCGAAAAGGCACCAGGCCCUUCAGACCCAGAGGGAGAAGGUGAAUGGGGUUGAGCUGCCAUCUCUUGGCUGGGGGUGGGAUAUAACUAAGGCAGCCUGGGGGCCACUGAGCAAGGAGGGUGUGGGAUCAAACAGGUUUGCUCCAUUAAUGAUGGGAGAGAAAUUGGCUGCCGGCCAGAGCCCAGAACACCAGAGUGGAGUAUAUAGCCCCAGCUCAGUAGGAGGCAGCUUUUGAUACAUCUGUUCCAAGUGCAGUCCUCUAAUUGGCCAACUGCUGUGACUUUUCUGCCAUGUCAGGAACGGGAGCUGAGGCAGCAGCAGGAGAAGCUUCACCUGGAGAACCAGUCGGCUCUAGAUCAUCUGAAGGAGCAACUAGUCCAGGUGAGCAAAAACCGCCCCCCGCUCCCAAUAGCUCUGUGCAGCUGUGGCUGCCUUCCUCUGGAUUUAAACCGCUGUGUUUCAUGCAAUGUCAGAGGUAAAGGUAAAGGGACCCCUGACCAUUAGGUCCAGUCGUGGCCGACUCUGGGGUUGCGGCGCUCAUCUCGUUUUAUUGGCCGAGGAAGCCAGCAUACAGCUUCCAGGUCAUGUGGCCAGCAUGACUAUGCCGCUUCUGGCGAACCAGAGCAGCGCACGCAAACGCUGUUUACCUUCCCGCCGGAGCGGUACCUAUUUAUCUACUUGCACUUUUUGGCGUGCUUUCGAACUGCUAGGUUGGCAGGAGCAGGGACCGAGCAACGGGAGCUUACCCCGUCACGGGGAUUUGAACCGCCGACCUUCUGAUCAGAGGACCUGGGUUUAAAAGAGCACCUAUCCACAGCUGCACAUGUAAAGAAAAAUAAAUUUUCAUCAUACACAGAAUUUCUUAAAAUUAUAAAAUAGUCAGUGAAGUAAAGCUCUUCUAUAAUUCUAGAACUGGUGGGAGCAGGUUCCGUAGUUCUAACUAUGCACUGCUUGAAGAAAUAUUUUCUCUUUUCUACCUGGAACCUUCCAGCUUCAUUAGUGGCCCUGAGGCAGGGAUGGCCACCAUUUUGGAUGGCUUUAAAACAGGAUUAGGCAAAUUCAUGGAGAGGAUGGCUCCACGGUCAGAAGGAAAGGAGCAGGAGGGGAGAGGUGCUGUUGUUUGGUGGGGCUGAACACAUCCCUGUAAGCUGGUGGGACUCUCAUUCCAAAGGCUAGGAAGCCAUUCCCAGCUGUCAGGAGCCCAGUUCCUGUCCCAUUUGAUGGAACAUCAGCCAACCAUUCCGGACAAAGGUCAGCCACCAUCUGUGGCAGCAUGGAUUGAUGCUUGGUUGAUGCUUGGCGGUGAAAAUGUUUGCCAAGCCUGCAAGUUCUGCUGGGGAGUCAGACCAUUGGCAGCUCUCCAAGGUUUCAGGCAGGGGUCAUUCCAGAUCUUCUAGCACCCUUCUCCGUGAAAAGCUCUGCCACUGAGCCAGGGCAAUCCGGUUCCCCUUCAGGAGCACCUGGAAGACAUCGCCACCUUGCAGAGCAGCUGGGUGAAGGAGAUGGUGGGGAAGGAAGACGCAUCGCUGCGCCAGCAGCUGCAGAAGGACGGCGAGCAGCAAAGCCAGAGAAGUGUGGCCUCUGGGAAGGGCCGGACAUCCUGCCAACUGGCCAGUGAGUUUAAGGAGGAGCUGGAGGCGGAGGUGGAGAGGUGAGGACCCCAGGAGCUAUCGGAAAGUGCACAUCAAUUGGGAGAACAGGUUACACCAUGGUGAGAGGUUUUGCGGCUUUCUCUCUCCCCUUGCAGGUGCCUGUCCAGGGACAAGCCCAUGGAUUUUCACAGGAACCUGGAGGCAUCCGGUUCAGAAUUCAGACAGUUCUGCAUGGUAAAGGGGAAGGGGUGCUUGGGAGGCGUUUGGCAAAGGCCUGCCCCCUUUGGGCAAUGUGAGAGUUGGGACCCCUGCUCUGUGCACACUGAGCCACUGCCUCCAUGCACCCCUCUUGUCCAGCAAGGCUGCAGUCCAGUGCUAGAGCAUAUGGGAAGGGCUGUGGUUCAGUGGCAGAGCAUCUUCCUUGCAUGCAAAAGGUCCCCGGUUCAAUCCCAGGUAGGGCCGGGAGAGACUCCUUCUGAAAUCCUGCAGAGCUGCUGCCAGUCAGUGCAGAUGAUUCCAAUCUAGAUGGGCCACUGGUCUGACCUGGAUAUGAAGUCUGGGCAGCCAUCUUGGGGCGUGGUGGGCGGAGCCCAAGGCAAAAGUGGGCGGGGCAACACAUGAGUUUUUUUACCUUUGUAUGGUAGGUUAGUUUCCACUCUCUGCCCCCCACCCAAGGGACACAAUUGCAGAACAGACUCUAGCCAGACAAAAGCACUUGAGGGGGCUGUAUCCUUGGGGAGAGUCUGGCAGGCCAGAGUGAGCCCUGGAGGGCGUCACCCUGCCUGAUGUUUGUCUCCCCUAAUUGAUGACCUCAGUCCUUUCUGCUGCAUUUUACAGCUUUUCCUUCCUCUCUCCUACCUGCUUUCUGCAGGGCCGAAAUGAAUACCUGCACCCCGGCCCACUCUGUUCUCCGGCGCUGAAUGCAGACGCUUUCUCCAGCCAGCGCCUCUUCAGCACCCCAAGACUGCUGCAGCACCUGCAGAGACGAAUCCGAGAACUGAGGGCGGAGAAUGCCCUGUAUUGCAGAGGCAGCACAAGUAGCUAUGGCCAUUUGCGAGGAGAUCUCACCUGCAGAAGCAAGGUAAGAGCUUGUUUCAACUCUUGGGGGACAGGGGAGUAGAAAGGGCAAGGUCUUAAUUCCGCAGGAGCACUGGGGGGGGGGAACGACCCACUGAGAAUUAUUUGGCUUACUGAGAAGCUGUUUCAAUUUUUUAAGGCGAGUUUCUAGUCCAUAUGGGGGAGAAGAUAUGCUUGAAUGUGGCCUGUGGAGUACCGAGAAACUGAAGAUUUUGAAUGGCUGUCCAUAGCAUUUCACAAUGGCGAGCAAAACAAAAAUUAUGCAUUUAUUUAUAUUUUGCAGUCUGUUAUUUUACAUGUGUGUGCGUAGCAUAUUGCAUUUUCCUGUACAGUGGUACCUCUGGUUACGUACUUAAUUCGUUCCGGAGGUCCGUUCUUAACCUGAAACUGUUCUUAACCUGAAGCACCACUUUAGCUAAUGGGGCCUCCUGCUGCUGCCGCACCACCGUCGCACGAUUUCUGUUCUCAUCCUGAAGCAAAGUUCUUAAUCCGAGGUACUAUUUCUGGGUUAGCGGAAUCUGUAACCUGAAGCGUCUGCAACCUGAAGCAUAUGUAACCUGAGAUACCACUGUAUUUUCCACCAUUCCACCUCAUUGACUGGCCCUGAAUUCUAGCAAUAUGAGUUUUCUGCCUGAUCCACUUUCUCCACAAUCGCAUCAUCUUACAUAUCCUGUAUCCCACGCCCCUUCCUGCAUUUCAGAGGCACCUGACAUCAGAGCUCUCCUCCUCUCAGUUGCACAGGAAGAGCAGCUGGAAGUAGAACAGUCCGAGUGGGACAGAUGAGGCGUCACAACAGCGAGGAAAUCGGAAAAGCUUCACCCAGUAAUGGUGCUUUGUGCGGAGUACAGCAGAGGAAGGAAUAACCAUGACCGGAAGAGCAGAUUUUGAAGCUGCUGGUUUGAGGACAUCACAAGAGCUCUGAAGCUGGAGGUCCAACUCGCCCAGCUUCCUGUUCUCACAUUGGGCAACUAGAUGUCUCUGGUGGCCAAUUAGAUGUCUCUGGGAAGCCUGAAAGCUGGACCUGAGAUACUAGUCUCUUGCAGCAAAGAAUCAUGUAGCACCUUAAAGACUAACACAUGUAUUCUGGCAUAAGCUUUCAUCGGCUAUAGACUGCUCCGCAAACACAUGUGCCAUCUACAAGUAGGAAAUUCAUUUUUAUAAUACUAAACAGAGAGCCAGUGUGGUAUAGUGGUUAGUGUCAGACCUGGGAGAACCAGGGUUCUAAAUCCCUGCUCAGCCAUUAAUCUCCCUGCCCAUCACUGACUUUCAGCCUAACCUACCUCACAGGGUUGUUGUGAGGAAAAAUGGAGGGGGGUCAAAGCGUUCAUGCCACAUUGAGCUCCUUCGAAGAAAGGUGGGAUAUAAAUGUAACACAUAAAAUGAUGCGAUGGGGAACUUUUUUUAAAAAAAACUAAAAGUGCUGAGUUUGGGCAGCUGUUUGCGGCUAAUCUGGUCAGUUGUGUGAUUAUGGCUAUAAUUGUGCUAUAAUGGCAACCAAGGAUGGCAAAGGGUCCCUAAGAGAUUCCUAGCAAGUGGUGAUAAAUUUGUCAGAAUAAGCCUUUAGCUUUAAAAAAUAAUAGUAGGAUUUCUAAUCAAACUUUUGAAAUGGAAGUAAAAGGAGUUCAAAUUGAUGAUGCUGAACGAGAACUAGACAGUAAGAACUGUUGGAUAGUGGAAUGGUAUCCCUCAAAAGGUGAUGGAAUCUCCUUCAUUGGAGGUUUUUAGCAGAGAUUGGGGGGGGGGCACCUGUCAGGGAUUUUCUUUAGCUGCAAUUCCUGCAUAGCAGGGGGUUGGACUAGAUGACCCUUGGGGUCCCUUCCAAUGCUCCAGUUCUGAUAAAGGUCUGGAGAUGUCAAAACAAGAAUCAUCCCCAAGUCAUGUGCUUCCCUAUAAUGCAGGGAUAGGGAACCCUUUUCUUCCCCAGUCUGAGUUUUAGUCACAGUGAGAUAAGCAGUGUGUGUUGUUGCAUUUUAUUUCUGGCUUUGCCAACCUGGUGUGCUUUGGAUGUUUCGGACUACAACUCCCAUAAGCCCCAGCCAGCGCACACACCAGGUACAUGCUUACUUUACGAAGUCAGAAAUGUAGUGCAAGACUACUUUAAAGGUUACUAUUAUUUUAAUGCGUCAUGGGUUUUUUUUAAAAAAAAAAAGUUCACAAGGCUUCAAUAAAAUGUAGACUUUAUUAUACAUAUCAAACCAUAACACACAAAAUUACCCUCAACUUGUAAGAAAAGUAGCCGUGCCGUCCUAUAAAUAGUUUUGUACAGCCAGAUAUUUCUGAAGUCCUUUUAUACACACUUCUUUCUUCAGUGUACAACUGAGUUCAGAGGUUCUGCUCGGAUAUUCCCCAAGUCAAGGGCUGAAUCCGUCUCUUCAUCAAUUUCUCCAAUUACAGCC